CACAAGUACACUCAAGGAAGCCCAAACCCUAUAUAAGGAGGCCUAACCCUCCAAACUAGAGAUCCUCUUCUCCCCUCACACACUUUCCACUUAUGGUUCUCUCUCUAAACUCUCUCUCUUUAGCUUCACCUACUACUAUUUCCUACAUCGUACUAACUUGGGUGUCGGAGCGUAGAUCCCGGGGGCCGCCCCCCGCCUCACAGGUUCUUCCACUCCCGAGGAGAUCAGACGAGGGAGUUCAUAUAGGAGCCCCAUAAUGAUUAUGUUAGCCUUGGGACUUUCCGGGUGCAAACAAUUUGGCACCCACCGUGGGGCUCUGAUUUGGAGAUCCAUAUUUUGGUUUCUAAAGGAGGGAAGAAAUGGUCUUCCUCUACCAAUUACAAACGACCGCAGUAACGGCCAAACCGGCAGGAGCAAAAGAAUUGGUCGCACUUUCUUCCCAGACCACUUGACUAUCUUCUUCAUCCCUCGGGUUAAUAGGACCAAGCUCCAGAUCUGGUCGACAACUUGCCCAAAAUAGCCGUAGAUCCGUCAUGAUCUGGUCAUCAUCCAGCUUCUCAUCACUGCGAGCGCUGACAUCUCCUCUGACCACUACCGCCCCAAGCGAAAGUCGUAUGUUGCAGGAAACUCACAUCGCCAACUAAUCCAACCUACAAAACAAAGAAGCUCAAAUAAAGACGUUGAUUCCCCGUGGACAACCGCGAAUCAAAUGAAACUAGCUACCCAAAAGAACAUACGGGUGGGAGCUAUAGCAAAAUCUCCAGAUCCGAUUGCUAGAGGUGAAUUCCGGCCGCCGGCAACGGAGCUCAGGCGAGUAGUCAACAUCAACGCUAUGACAGGUUGUUUUCACGUCCCUUUCUCCUUCUCUUACCCACAAAGUAGACUAUAUUGUUACAGUGGGUGUCACUUCAAUGCCAUUUUCUCUUUAUAUCAGGAAAAUCAAACGGGAGAGUACCGAGGCAGCAGAGUUAUUGGGGAAGCGCCUCAAAAUAGAAGACGUAAAGCGCAUGCCGAAUGGGAAGAACGCCUUCAAAGAAUGAUGGUCUGCACUUGUUGGAAAAGGAUUUGGGUUGACAAAAUGACAGAAGAAAAUGCAAAGAGCACAAUCUGGAUUCCAACGCAAUCACCAUCUGGACCGCUCGUGGAUCAAAAUCGGCAAGGCUGGCCUCCGCCCACUCGCAACGAGGUUUGCCCUCAAUUGGAACGCCUUUAAAGUUUGGCCCGCCAAGACUGCAAGCCCAACUCCACUCCCAACCAGUCCGACAUUUGGCGGCCCGCAUUCCAAGCCCCUCUUGCACGCGGUCCCACUAAAGCCCAAGUCAAGAUCCGCCUUCAGCUCGUGGCCUGUCCCGCGUUCGGCCCGCUUCGCGAAUCCUCAAGCUUCUGCAAUGCAAGGAAAUGAAAAACGUCUACUGUGAGAUUCGAACCUGCGCAAUGAUAUGAACUACAAACACACCGACCAAUUGGCUACACGCACAACUGAUGACUAUUAUCUGCAACAAAACAUAUUAAACCGCUUCCCAUCUCCAUCUCUUCAACGGUGCCCACCCGACAUCGUUGCUCGAAGCAAACACACUUUCAAAGUUCACAACAUUUCCCACCAACAAACAGAGAGCGGUCCGCCCCGAAAGAAGCCCAAGAACGCCUCAGUACCACAUCUAGCACAGCCCACCUCCAGUCCAAUCCAGCCUGCUCAACCGCCUUAGGUUAUUAACACUAAAGCCCGGUCAAGAUUUGGCAUGCACGAAGCCCAAGAACGUGUCAGUACCACAUUCAGCGUGGCCGACCUCCAGUCCAAUCCGGCCCGCCACAUCAUUCCGCAAAGCCUUGGCCAGCCUCGUAUUUGGUCUCCCAAGGCGAUCCCGCCUCGCGUCGAAUGGGCCGCUUCCAAUUCUUCAACAUGGACCGCCUCCAUUCAGCACGCUUCAAACUUGCCCGGCCCGCUCCGCAUCCAUUGAGGUUUAGCAGCCCUUAAAUUAAAAACGCCUCCGUUGGGUCUCGGACGGGCAACCAGAAUCGAACAAACAAAGGAAUCUGCCAGUGAGCAGUGAGCUAAUGCAUCUUUGUGCAACCUUCUUUCAAUACACAAAUUUUGAGCAC
Linum trigynum is the source of this 2100-nucleotide messenger RNA. The record is from the annotation of a GenBank genome assembly. Lineage: Eukaryota; Viridiplantae; Streptophyta; Magnoliopsida; Malpighiales; Linaceae.